This is a messenger RNA of Sphaerodactylus townsendi, 3551 nucleotides long. RefSeq names its product FAM20A golgi associated secretory pathway pseudokinase (gene FAM20A). The transcript has 10 exons. Gene Ontology annotation, cellular component: Golgi apparatus. Bases 35 to 1213 code for a protein of 392 amino acids. Gene Ontology annotation, molecular function: protein serine/threonine kinase activator activity. The record is from RefSeq and is a predicted model, not a curated record. Lineage: Eukaryota; Metazoa; Chordata; Lepidosauria; Squamata; Sphaerodactylidae.
ACAGAAGGUUUACAGAGAGGAGCGCAACCUCACCAUGGACUCGUUGAUACAACUAAGGCAGGAAGCAAGCUGGUUCCAGUUCCACCUGGGAAUCAAUCGUGAUGCUCUCUAUCAACGGUCCAGCCCUGCUGUUGACCAGCUUCUCCAGGACAUGCCUGGUUUCAGCACCAUUAGUGCUGAUUACAGUCAGGAUGAGAAAGCAUUGCUGGGUUCUUGUGACUGCACACAAAUUGUAAAACCCAGUGGAGUGCAUUUGAAACUAGUACUACGGUUCCAGGACUUUGGGAAAGCUAUGUUCAAGCCUAUGAGACAGACCCGAGAAGAGGAGACUCCAGAAGACUUUUUCUAUUUUGUUGACUUUCAAAGACACAAUGCGGAAAUAGCUGCUUUUCAUCUGGACAGAAUAUUGGAUUUCCGUCGUGUCCCUCCGGUGGUUGGGAGAUUGAUUAAUAUCACCAAGGAAAUUUUAGAGGUCACCAAGAAUGAAAUUCUUCAAAGUGUCUUUUUUGUGUCACCUGCCAGCAAUGUGUGUUUCUUUGCCAAGUGUCCUUAUAUGUGCAAGACGGAAUAUGCCGUAUGUGGGAACCCUCAUCUGCUGGAAGGAUCUCUUUCUGCUUUCCUGCCCUCUCUCAACCUGGCUCCAAGAAUCUCCAUCCCAAACCCAUGGAUCCGAUCCUACACCUUUGCUGGAAAAGAGGAAUGGGAAGUGAAUCCGCUUUACUGUAACACAGUGAAGGAGGUUUACCCUUACAGCAGCGGCAACCGGCUACUCAAUAUCAUUGACAUGGCAAUAUUUGAUUUCUUAAUAGGCAACAUGGACCGUCAUCAUUAUGAGAUGUUCACAAAGUUUGGGGAUGAUGGCUUUUUGCUUCACCUGGAUAAUGCAAGAGGCUUUGGGAAACAUUCUCAUGAUGAAAUCUCCAUACUGGCUCCGCUUAUACAGUGCUGCCUAAUAAAGAAGACAACAUUGUUACGGUUGCAGCUCUUAGCUCAGCCAGACUACCAACUCAGUGAUGUCAUGCGGGAUUCCUUGCUCCGGGACCGCCUGACCCCUGUGCUCACAGAACCACACCUUUUGGCACUGGACAGGAGGUUACUGAUCAUUCUGAAGACUGUGGAGAAAUGCAUAGAAAUCAAUGGAGAAGAGAUAACUGUAGUUGAUACUGAGCCACUGGAUACACCUGCAUUUGACAGAAUGUCACGAUCAAGCUAGAACCCAGGAGGAAACAGGGACAUGAACUUAGUUGAUUGUUCUCAUGCACCCAGAGAAAAAAAACUGGAUGGCCUGGGCAAGAUACCAACUGAGCUGCUGGGAGUCUAGUAAGAGCUGCAAGUUUGGUAUCAGUUGCUAGCAAACAUAUAUUUGAUCCAGAUCCCACCACCAAUGACCUCUGUGCCUGUGCUGCAGGAGACACCCAAAAUCUAAGUGGUACAUAACUGCAAAUUAUGCCCUUGACAUGCUGGGGUAUGUACUUCAUAGGAUUUGUUUAGGACCCCAUCAUCAUGAAGUGCAAUAUUAGACCUAUGGAAGUUUGAAUAAAUGGGUUAGUAUGCAUACUGUAUGUGGGCAGACACACCCAUCUCAGACUUUAGGAGAACAUAUACAUAUAACUCAGCAACACCCACUUUAGAGAAUUACAACAGGCAUAAUAGACCCUGGCUGAGGGCAACUGAUGCUCUCAAGAAAUGGGAAUUUCUCCCAGUUAAGAACAUACAGAGUAGAAGUUCACAAACUUUUUGAGCCUGCAGGCACCUUUGGAAUUCUGACACUGGAUAGUAGGCACAACCAUGAAAUGGCUGCCACAAGAGGUGUAUCCAACCUCAGACUCUCAGGGAAUUAGGUCAUGCAUAACUCUAAUAGUAACUUCAGCAUUUCAGUCAGAAGGUCUGUUUAACAGAAUGCCUUUUUAAAAGACUAUAUUAAUUUUUUCUUGCAUACAUGUAGCUUAUUUUCAGUCAUAAAAUGAAGAUCCUUGUGCCGUGGUAGCCCUUGCUGCUGAAGCAAUGUUUUUUAAAAAUCUGUAUACGCCAAUCAGAUCUCCAGUGGCCAAUCAGCAGUCCUGAUGGCCAAAAGCCCCAUCUGACCUGACCCCACCCAUUUUAUAGAAAAUACUCGAUAGGCUGCAAGAAAUGUGUUGACUGGCACCAUGGUGCCCAGGGGCAUCAUGAUGAAGAAACCUGGUGCAGAGGUCACAGCAACAAUCAAGUUAUCAGGGAUAAUAAUGCAAAAGGCAACUUUAUAUACAGAUAGGCGCUCAUACUAGCUUAAAAUACACCACAGAACACCACCAACUGAGAACUGUCUUUUAUCUGGUAGUUCUCAACAUCUUAAUAAAAAGGAAAAAGCCAACAAGGACAUUCACAACAGUGAAUAGUAUGUCUCAGUCAAUCGAUCUCAGUGCCAUAAACCUGUGCUUUUUCCCUACAUUUCCCCGUAAAUUCAAGUUUAACUGCAUCAGAGCAUAGAGGGGUUUUUAAGUGGAAGUUUUCUUUAAAAAACAGUCUCUGAUCCAGUGACCAUAACACUACAGAGUAGUAGUAUAGUAGCCUGCAAUCAAUGAAGCAAAAUUUGCACACCGAAUGUGCUUAUAUAAGAUACAUACAGCUUCUGGAUUAAUCAAACAGUUAUUAAGGGAUUAAGCCUCAACACACUUCCUUCAAAGUAGCCCACGGAAAGAGGGCAGGGCUGCUAACGGUAAUCUCCAAGCUGGAUUUUUAUUGGUCAAGAUAUGGUAUCUUUGGCUUCUGCAAUCUUGUAAGAUCAUCUCUGGUUAUUCAUUGUUCCAGUGCAAAUGGGGGAUUUAUGGGAAAUGAAUAUGUUGUCUUAUCCUAAAGUUCAAAGCAUAGUGAGAAACCACAGCUAAUUUCUAGGAAUCAAGGUACAAGAAUCAAGAUGGAGAAACCUACAUACUUUGAUUAAAGGCCUUCUUCUCAAAUGCCUUUAUAAGGAGGGGUUGAUCAAGGUUAUUUGGAGAUGAAAUACUAAAAUACUCAGAAUGCCUCAGCAUUAAGAAAGUUGUGCACUUUACGUUUUUACAGAGGCAGUUGGGGGAACAGGGCGAAAAAAGACCCCAGGAUUGCUAGCCUGUUCUAACAUGCCAGCAAAAUUAAGGGGUCAUCUUUUGCAGGGCAGGAUGGGCAUAACACUUCAGAUAGCAGAAAUCACAUUUUUAAGUGCUCUCCAAUGUAAAAUGGGCACAUCAGGAUGAUAGUUAUAGCCUAUUCCUCUUGAUUUACUAGUCAGUGUAUUGGUGUAUGUACAUUGCAUCAGGAAGACUUCAAAAGUGAUACCCAUUUGCAUUUUGUAGUGGUUGUAUGCCACUCCCUCAUUCUUCUGCAUAUGUAGCUCAAGCUGUUCCUGAAAAUGGAAAGCUGGCAUCAUGAAUACAAAUCAUUUGUUUGACCAGAAGUACUUUAGGGAACCAAAAAUUGGUGGGCGGGGGGGGGGGGGGCAGAUCUGGGCAGUUCGGACUAUAGUCCGUGUACAAUUAUACACGCACCUCACCUGACAAGAACUGUAUAUGCCAGUAUUAAAAAUAUUUUGCCUUCUU